Messenger RNA from Lolium perenne, 834 nucleotides. Lineage: Eukaryota; Viridiplantae; Streptophyta; Magnoliopsida; Poales; Poaceae. The record is from RefSeq and is a predicted model, not a curated record.
AUGCCGAGCUGGCACGACGGGUCGACGAGCUCAGAGAGGCUCCCUGAGUUCAAUGACAUCGACUAUGCUCCUGAUACUACUGAGGAACCUACAUUUCACGGAUUGGCCGUGGGAUCUGGCGAACGAUGCCGUGUCCACAACCUUGAGCCGGUGAGAUGUGUGGCUUUUGAAGGGACGAACACUGGGCGUCGUUUCUACCUCUGCUCCAUUGAAAAUAUUGAGUACAUGGAGUACUGCAGCAUGAUAUACAUAAUUUCCCUAAUUGUGUUCAUUUUUAUGCAACAUGUUCUGAACUGUGGCUUCCAUGCAUGGGUAGAUAGUGAGUGGCCUGAGCCACUACAAAAUGCUUUGAAGAAACUAUGGGAAAUGUACUACUCUAGCAAUUCAGGUAGAAUUGAUGACAAGUUAGAGCAUGCCAGAUUUGUUGAGGAGCUUGUUGUAGAGAAAAACAAGAUUGAGAAGAAGUAUGCAAGCCUGCUAGUUGAUGUGAAGAAAUUUGCAGAAGAGACUGAGAAAAGAGUGGUGGAGAGAAAUUACAAGUUGAUAACUUCAGGAGCUGCUGAUGAAAUUAAUGAGCUAAAGAAGGAGGUUGCCGAGCUGAAGCAGUUGCAGAAAACACAGGCUGAGGUCAUUAGGGCAAAGAAGGAGGAAUUGGAGGCAGGAAGAGAAGCUUGGAAGACAGAAACUGAUGCUUUGAAGAAAGAGAAGGAUGCAUUGAAUGAGGAGAAGAGAAAGCUGGAGUACAUGCUCUAUGACCAGCUAAAGCUUAGCAAUGGAAACAAGGACAAGCUCAAAAGGAUUAGGAAAGUGUGUGAGGAGGAGUUGAUCAUUUGA